AUGGCUCUCUUCAAAACCAUGAUUGUGUGUUUCUCUCCCCCCCAUGACAACAUUCAUCCCAAGCCUCGCUCGUCAUCACAUCAGCAUUUCGCCCCACCAGGCCGCCAAGCACCGCCACACACCGCCAAGCACCGCCACACACCGCCACACACCACCAAGCACUGCCACGCACCGCCAAGCACCGCCACACAUCACCAAGCACCGCCACACACCGCCAAGCACCGCCACACACCGCCAAGCACCGCCACACACCGCCACACACCGCCACACACCGCCAAGCACCGCCACACACCGCCAAGCACCGCCAAGCACCGCCACACACCGCCACACACCGCCACACACCGCCAAGCACCGCCAAGCACCGCCAAGCACCGCCACACACCGCCAAGCACCGCCACACACCGCCACACACCGCCACGCACCGCCAAGCACCGCCAAGCACCGCCACACACCGCCACACACUGCCACACACCGCCAAGCACCGCCACACACCGCCACACACCGCUUACGCACCGUCACACACCGCCAAGCACCGCCACACACCGCCACACAUCGCCACACACCGCCACACACCUCCACACACCUCCACGCACCGCCAAGCACCGCCAAGCACCUCCACGCACCGCCAAGCACCCCCACGCACCACCAAGCACCGCCAAGCACCGCCACGCACCGCCAAGCACCGCCAAGCACCGCCAAGCACGGCCACGCACCGCCAAGCACCGCCACGCACCGCCAAGCACCGCCAAGCACCGCCACGCUUCACCAUUCAUCAGACAGCCCAGCAGAAUAGGACCUUUAUCCAAUCAAUAG
Molecule: messenger RNA, 813 nt
Organism: Oncorhynchus keta (chum salmon)
Lineage: Eukaryota; Metazoa; Chordata; Actinopteri; Salmoniformes; Salmonidae
Exons: 1
Coding region: 1-813 (270 amino acids)
Source: RefSeq, a predicted model, not a curated record